Arvicola amphibius (Eurasian water vole) is the source of this 3032-nucleotide messenger RNA. It is a transcript of the gene Heyl, whose product is annotated as hes related family bHLH transcription factor with YRPW motif like. Gene Ontology annotation, molecular function: protein dimerization activity; DNA-binding transcription factor activity, RNA polymerase II-specific; RNA polymerase II cis-regulatory region sequence-specific DNA binding. The transcript is spliced from 5 exons. The record is from RefSeq and is a predicted model, not a curated record. Gene Ontology annotation, cellular component: nucleus. NCBI's taxonomy places the organism in Eukaryota, Metazoa, Chordata, Mammalia, Rodentia, Cricetidae. The coding region runs from base 42 to 1007 and encodes 321 amino acids. Gene Ontology annotation, biological process: circulatory system development; anterior/posterior pattern specification; Notch signaling pathway.
CCACCGAUCGCAGGGCUGAGACCCCACUGCCAGCUCUCGCCAUGAAGCGGCCCAGGGCACCCAGUGGCUCCGAUGGAGAAUCUGACGGAGCCAUCGACGUGGGUCGGGAGAGCGACCUCAGCCAGAUGGCCAGACCGCUGACCACCCCCAGCCCUUCGCAGAUGCAAGCCCGGAAGAAGCGCAGAGGGAUCAUAGAAAAACGGCGCCGAGACCGCAUCAACAGCAGCCUUUCCGAAUUGCGACGCUUGGUGCCCACGGCCUUUGAGAAACAGGGCUCCUCCAAGCUGGAGAAGGCCGAGGUCUUGCAGAUGACGGUGGAUCACUUGAAGAUGCUCCACGCCUCCGGUGGCACAGGGUUCUUCGAUGCCCGAGCCCUGGCUGUUGACUUCCGGAGCAUUGGUUUUCGGGAAUGUCUCACUGAGGUCAUCAGGUACCUGGGGGUCCUGGAAGGACCCAGCAGCCAUGCAGACCCUGUCCGGAUUCGCCUUCUCUCUCACCUCAACAGCUACGCAGCUGAGAUGGAGCCUUCCCCCACACCCACUGGGGCCCUGGCCUUCCCUGUGUGGCCCUGGUCCUUCCUCCAUAGCUGUCCAGGCUGGCCUUCCCUAAGCAGCCAGCUCGCCAUUCUGGGAAGAGUGCCUGGCCCUGUCCUCCCCAACAUCUCCUCUCCCACUUACCCUGUCUCUGCCCUCCAGUCCACACCAGUGCAUAGAGUGGCUGGUACCAUCCUGCCAACCCGGAGGAAUCUGUUGCCUAGUCGAGGAGCAACUUCCACCCAGAGAGCCCAUCCUCCUGAAAGGCCAGCUGCCCCUCCCCCCACAGCCCCUGGUAGCAGGGCUUCCAGGAGCAACCAUGUGCUCUCUGUCCUGCCAUCGUCUUCCCCGACAGCCCUUGGAGCUGGGAAGUCUGAUGACAGUCCAUCUCCUUUGGGGCCAACUGGGAGGCCACCAGCAGCGGUGCUCUGCCACUCCUGGGUCUCUGAAAUCACUGAAAUUGGGGCUUUCUGAGCUGACCCCCCUAACACCCAUCCCCUAGAAAUGGGGAACGUUGCUAUUCUCCCCCAGGAGCUCUGGAAAUGGCGCCAACUUUUCUAGAAUGGCUUUGACACAAAGGCUUCUCUCCUCCCCCAUCAGAGCCCCCCCAGGCCCCUACUCUCAACCAAUCCUGCUGCCCUCCUGGCUCCCCUGUCACCUUUUCAGAGCUCAGAACCUUAGUCUCAUUCCCACAGGCACAGAUGAAUUACAUGGUGCCUGUGACCCCACCCCCCCGAGGCACUGUGGACCCAGGACUCAUGGACUUGGAGUCUGGAGUUGAAUCUUUAACCUAAAGGCUGCCAUGGAGGCGCAGGCUGCUCCCAUGAUGAGGUGGGACUCGCAGUCCUGAGGACUGGUGGGAUUCAGCCACCCCAGGCCAACAGGAUGGAGUGUACCAUCUGCUUCACUUCCUGAAGACAGAAAUGAAGCAGUGGCUGUUGAGCUGUCUCUGUGGCCCCUCCCAGAACAGGGAAGCACAGGACAAAUCUGUUCUCCAAACAGUUAAGGCCUGCAGCUACUACCAUCGUCCCAACUUCAGACGCCCACGUGACUGACUACCCACUAAGGCUUGACAAGCCAGGCCAGGAGGAUUCCCACAGCAGCGGAGCUCUAGCGGGAUGUUUCUACCAGCAGGUCUCCACAGUGCUUCAGACCGGAACUGCUCCUUUUCUCUUGGGUACCAUCCUCUGGGACUGUGGCCCUUCCCACAGGGUUCCGAGUGUUGAUGACCUGUGGUCCUGAUGGUGGAACUCUAAGAAGCAUUCUCUUGGGAUUCGGCACCAGACGUCUGAGCCGCCUGGUUUGCAUCCGGCUCCCAGAGCCCAGACUGCUGCCACAGCCAAGGGCUGUCAGGCUGGAUAAAAAUAACUUGGAGGAGUGGGGGGGGGGGACACAGGCAGAGGCGGCUGGGCUCUUCAAGGUCAUGCAGCGGGUCGAGGGCCUGAGAGCUCACUCACAUUUCACACAGCUGCCUCUGCUCAGAGGCCAGCUCAUUCCCCAGAUCCGCCUCAGGCCACUUGCCUCUCUAAUGGGAAUAAAUGGCCAGUGGACCAGCAGAGAUUGAACUGACAUUUAGGGUCACCCUAUUAGGGGACAAAGUGUGAAAGCCUUUCUCUCUUUGGUGAGCACUUGCUUCCCCACAGUCCCCCUGAGGACUGCCCAGUGUGCCAUCCGGGAACACCCUGGUUAAUGCCUGGCAAAACCAAGACUGUGGGAACCUGGAACUGGUUAUGCACUGAUGCUGGGGCCAUGCUGAUUAUGAAAUACUUGCAAGGUCGGUCCAGAAAGCCCCCCAUCCCGGUCCCAGCCUUUGAUGGAACCGCGGUCGUCAGAGCUGCAAUAAGGAACCUGUGGGCACACAAGUAGAGUUUACCAAGCCCUGGGAGCAUACGGGUCAUUUCAGAAAAGUGGGACAGAGGGCAGAGGUCAUCUGAGUGACCCAGAAAGAGUUUGUGCAUAGAUCAUGAAGAGAUAAAGACUUCUUCACUCCUUAGUAGAAGCAAGUUCUUUAAUCUUUCUGCCAUAUUGGACCCAUCUGGCAUCCCUGUGGAGUGCAUCAUCAGCCCACUGAGAGAGACAGAUAUGGGGUAGAAGAGUCAUGCAGGUUCCUGGGGCUGCGGAGAGGUGAUAGAAGUGCCUGGAUAUUAGGGUCUUUCCGCGGGCAUGCUGUUUGGCAGCUUUCUAGCCAGAGAUUCCACGUUCCACUCACAGCUGAGCUGUGGGAAACACAUUUCCAUGUUGCAGGUACCUGGAAUGUAACACCGUGGAAAUACGGCAGAAGUGGCCGAACCCUCUGAGCAUCCAUCCUGGUUGGCCUUGGGACAUUUUCCCAGGAGACUGGGCAGGUGACCUCUCCCUCACUCCUUGACACUCAGCUGAGUACUCAAAUCUCCUGUUUCUAGUCCCAAGCCUUUCUGGUUGAUCCAGCACUCUCGUACCACUGCGGGGUGUUGCAGACAAGCAAUAAAGCUGUUUAGUUCUGGAAACUUCCACCAACAA